Molecule: messenger RNA, 450 nt
Organism: Dermacentor silvarum
Lineage: Eukaryota; Metazoa; Arthropoda; Arachnida; Ixodida; Ixodidae
Product: splicing factor 3B subunit 4-like
Exons: 1
Coding region: 1-450 (149 amino acids)
Source: RefSeq, a predicted model, not a curated record
AUGCUCACGGCGCAAAUGAAUCAACUUAAAUCCAAACCACCCACUCCGACACCGCAACAGCAAGCACAACCACCACCACCACCACUCGCGACACAAACAAAACAGCCAACACAACAACCACUGUCACAGCGGCCACCAGCAGAAACACAAUCCUCGCCACAAGAUGCGACAACACAAGUGACACUACAGCAAGUAGAACACAUGUUUGCAUUACAGCAGCAACAAAUCCAGCAACAAUUUCAGCAAAUGCAAGAGCAACUACAAGCGCAAAUGCAGCAGAUGUUUACGGAAUUCCAAGAACUAAAACGAUAUGUAGACGAUUCAGUUCAGAAGUUCCAACGGCCGCGCAAACGACGACACAGCCUCGCCUCGGGCCAGCUGAGCGCGAAGAUCAUGGACACCACGGACACUGAAGAUACCACAACCUCCGAAGUUCCUCAUCAUGGCUAA